AGAUACAGACUUACUUUUGCAUGUCAAGCAACGCAGCCUUCAAGCACACCAUGGCUAAACAUUUCUCAGUGGAAUGGCUGUCUCAAAGCUUUUAUUCACCUAUAAGUUACCCGGACACCUCUGACUUCGAUUGCACGAUUCAUAGCAAAAACGACAACGACACCUGCGGUGCAAUUGAUAGAAGACAUAAGACAUCAAACACGGAUCUGUCUAUUGUGCCAGAUAUGAUUGACUUGAUGCACACGGACACCGAUAACGGCAAGGAAGCUACUGCACUCCCAGCCUCUCCUUCAAGUAGGUAUCCCUGCAUUCUUCAUGAAAGCUCGAUAGUUUGAUAUUUUAAUUUGACAGUCAUUGCAGGAUUUCUAAUGGUCAUUGUCUCACCCAGAUGUUUUUUUUUUUUAUUCAGACAGUUGUGGCUACACAUCAAGUUCUGAGAGCGAGGUCGGAGACCACGGUGAGGGGGAAUCCGGUUCGAACCGCAGGAUGAGAACCAAGUUCACCUCAGACCAGAUAUUCAGACUGGAAAAAACAUUCAACAAGCACAAAUACCUGGGUGCGACCCAAAGACGCAAAAUCGCGGAGAAACUGCAACUCUCUGAAACUCAGGUGAAAACAUGGUUCCAGAACAGACGGAUGAAACUCAAGCGUGACGUUCAGGACAUGCGCGCAGAAUAUCUUGCCCCAAGCCUUUUGCCAUCCCUGCUGUUUCCGACGGCCGCUACAUUUCAGCACCGCGGGUUUAGUGGACAGCUCCUCGCCUUCCCCUCCACUGCGCCCCACGUCUACCCGCAUUCCAUGCAAAGUGUCCCCGCUCGACAGUUGCAACCUCAGCCUCCAGUUGUCCGCCCAAUGAUGCUUGCUUCAUGUUACUACUGAGUUCAUGCCGCUUGCUGUCGAACUGUCAAACCUCUGUGCGUUAUCAUUUUGAAACCUAGAAUAUCUCCAGCUCUGUUGAGCAAAGGCCUUAGGACGGAGUCC
This is a messenger RNA of Clupea harengus (Atlantic herring), 981 nucleotides long. RefSeq names its product ventral expressed homeobox (gene ventx). The record is from RefSeq and is a predicted model, not a curated record. Bases 487 to 879 code for a protein of 130 amino acids. Lineage: Eukaryota; Metazoa; Chordata; Actinopteri; Clupeiformes; Clupeidae. The transcript has 2 exons.